Molecule: messenger RNA, 1403 nt
Organism: Aphanomyces invadans
Lineage: Eukaryota; Oomycota; Saprolegniomycetes; Saprolegniales; Verrucalvaceae
Exons: 1
Coding region: 34-1188 (384 amino acids)
Source: RefSeq, a predicted model, not a curated record
CACCCACACACGUCCCCAAGGGCGUUCUUCGCCAUGGUCGACCGAGCCAGCCCGUCCGAUUAUCCCCACAUCGUUCUCACGCCAACCCACGCAACCACACGGGUCGAUCCCAACGACUCGCACGAGAAAACAUGCCAACGACAUCGCCGACACACCACGGCGGCCCUCCUCGCGACGGUGUGUGCGUUGGUGGUUGGCGCUACCGUUGCCAUCGCUGUCAAGACCUUGCCCACGACCUACGCCCCCGACCUCAACUCGAGUGACAAGAAGGACCUUGCAAAUAGUCCUGCCAUCUCAAACCACGCAACAACGAUUCCAAGCGACAACACUAUGUGGGAGCCCUUGGCACGCGAACCACCGACGUCGACGGAUGCCCCUAGCGCGACCAUCGCACCGACCGCCAAGCCCACCCAAACGACCUGGACACCUGCUACCGCUGCUGCCACCACCGUUCCAAGUGCUAUCCCCACAUGGGAGCCUCUGUCACGCGAAAUAAUUCCGACAUCGACAGUUGCUCCAAGUGUCAAUGUUGCCACGACGACCAAGCCCACCCAAACGACCUCGACACCUCCAACCACAGCAACUGCUACCACGACUUCAGCGGCGCCGAUCACGACGACGACGCUGGUGCCAGCUACUGCUGCACCACCAACAACUACUACAGCCCCAAGAUCGAAACCAGUCGUGGCAACCCCCGCCCCUCCUCCGCUCGCUCCACCGGUAACCAAAGGGAUGGCGACCGGCAUGUUUGUUUUCCAAAACAACUGCGAAACACCCGUCGGCUUGUACCGAAGCCACGCGGUGAUCGCAUCGCUGGCCCCUGGGGAGUCUCUCCAACUGGACGGGACAAAGCAAGUCGGUCAAAUGUUUCACUUUGGGUGGGACUCUGCAGGGGACGCCACGUUGUUUGAGACCACGUUUGGCGCGGACGGACGAUUCUACUACGACAUUAGCAUCAUUCCCGUUCGAUGCGGAGCGUCGUGGGACUUUUGCACCGGCCCGACGUCGUUCAACUUGCCCAUGACGGUGACAGUGCGCCGUGAAGGGGACACCAACGUCGAGGCGUUUCCGACGUGUAAGUCCCUGCAGUGUGCAAGUGCGACGUGCCCCGUUGCGUACAAAGUCCCCAACGACGUCCGAACGAUGGUGUGUCCGAAGCAAGUGGCCAUGACGAUCACAGCGUGCUAACAGAUCACACACGGGUUGGAUGUAUGCUUUCAUGGUUUUUUCAUGGGGCUGUGGUCGACAUGCGAUUCGCGCGACAACCGGGGGAGGAUGUACAGUCCGUCAAGAAAUUAUAGACGCACCCCAAAAUUUUCCACUUCUGAACUAUCUGUGAGGAUUGCAGUUGAAACCCCUUCGUAGUUCAGGUCAUUAUGCUCUCAAACGCCAUAGUGCAAAAC